CUAACCAAACAAAUCAAUGGCCUAUUCAUAGAUCUAGUUACACCAAAUUACCCCUCAACUUUUCCAUAAUAGCAAAACUACCCCUCUGACCUUUCUUUCUUUCUUUCUUCCCCAACAUAACUUUACAUCCUAAAACCCUAGCAAACUAUUCCCCAAAAACACACACACUCACUAUGUCACUCUUAAUUCGAUCACGACCGUUGAUCAGAAUCAUAACAACUUACAAAUCAAUCUCAACCGUUCCUUUCCUCUCACAAGAACCACAACUUGCUGGAACACCACCAGAAACAACCACCAACACCCCACUACCCCCAAAUCCAUCUUCAGGUAGCCCACUUUACAAUGAAAAUUGGAGAUCCCCAUUUGCUACAGCUACACCAGUUGUACCUUCAUCUUCUUCCAUUGUACCUUUACCCUUUACACGUCAAAAUCCCAUUCAGACAUUUUCACAAACACUUGAUGUGCAUGGUUUAAUGAACCUUUUUGCUGAUUGGAUGACAACACAAAGAUGGGAAGAAAUGAAACAAUUGUUUGAGUUUUGGAUUAGGUCAUUGGAUAGAAAUGGGAAACCUAAUAAACCCGAUGUGAAUUUGUUUAAUCAUUAUUUAAGGGCUAAUUUAAUGAUGGGUGCUAGUGCUGAUGAUUUGUUGGGAUUAGCUAGUCAAAUGGAGGAUUAUGGACUUGUUGCUAAUACCGCGUCGCAUAAUUUGAUCUUGAAAGCUAUGUUUCAAUCUGGUGAACCAUUGUCAUGGGUUGAUAAAGCUGUUAAAUUGCUCGAACGGAUGAUUCAGACUGGAAAAGAGUAUAAAGAAGCUUUGCCUGAUGAGGAGUCAUAUGACUUGGUUAUUGGCUUGCUAUUUAAGGCCGACCUUAUUGAUGAUGCCUUGAAAUAUGUUGAUUCAGCCUUAAAAUCUGGGUAUAAGCUAUCCAUGAAUGUAUUCAACGAGUGUGUGCGAAGCUGUGUCUUCAACAACAGGCUGGAUAUAUUGGUGUCAAUAAUAGACAGAUGCAAGAAAACAGAUCAGAACAAAGGCCUGCUGCCGCCUUGGAACAUGUGCACACACCUUGCUGACGUUGCACUACAGGCAGAUAAUAGUGAACUAGCUUUUUCUUCCUUGGAGUUUUUUGUAAAAUGGGUCGUUAGAGGUGAGAGUGUGAGGCCUCCUGUUUUACUCACUGUUGAUGAAGGUCUGCUUGUGGCUGCACUUGGAACUGCUGGUAGAACUUACAAUGCUAAACUCCUUAAUGGUGCUUGGGAAGUCCUUAAGCGCUCACUAAGGCAAAUGAGGGCCCCUAACCCUGAAUCUUUCCUUGCGAAGAUAUAUGCCCACGCGUCACUGGGGCAAUUGCAGAAUGCUUUUGCUGCCCUGCAUGAGUUUGAGAAAGCUUAUGGUAGUUCUAACGAAGAGAGUGCAGAAGAACUAUUUUCUCCCUUUACCUCUUUGAAUCCACUAGCUGUUGCUUGCUGCAGGAAUGGUUUUGCCACUUUGGAUUCUGUUUACUAUCAGCUGGAGAAUUUGAGCCGAGCAGACCCCCCUUACAAGUCUGUUGCUGCACUCAAUUGUGUAAUUUUAGGCUGUGCUAACAUAUGGGAUAUUGAUCGUGCUUAUCAGACAUUUGCUGCAAUCGAAUCCGCUUUUGGAUUAACCCCAAAUAUCCAUUCAUACAAUGCGCUGAUAUAUGCAUUUGGGAAGCUUGGCAAGAGGGAUGAAGCCACAAAAGUCUAUGAGCACUUCAUGGAUAUAGGCGUGAAGCCAAAUGAAAUGACGUAUUCUCUACUUGUUGAUGCUCAUCUUAUUAAGCGAGAACCUAAAGCCGCAAUUUCAGUUGUUGACGAGAUGGUGCAGGCUCAGUAUAAACCUUCCAAGGAGAUGCUGAAAAAGAUCCGAAGGCGAUGUACUCGAGAAAUGGAUUAUGAAUCUGAUGAUCGAGUCGAGGAGUUAACCAAAAAGUUUAACAUCCGAAUGGGCACAGAGAAUCGUCGGAACAUGCUCUUUAAUCUUGAAUACAACACAGAAUAUGCUGGUUAGAUGAUGCUGAAAAAGGAUUAGAGAUCGCAUGCAUAGUCAAACACCGUUCAAAAUUUCUCGGCCUUUUGCUGAGAAACUUGAUGGAAUGAAAUAUUAGAAUAUCAGUGCUUCUAGCAUUUGAAUGUUGGACUCUUUUUCCUCUUCUUCUAGCUUGCCUCUGCUAGUGGGCUGAUGGUGGUGUUCACAAAGUUUAGUAGUGUGGCAUCUCAAUAUGCCUCGGGCGAGUCCUUUAACCGAUGGCUGUAAAUUACUUAGUUCUGGUUAGUAUUAAGCUGUGGAGGAUGUUGUCUGGUUAGAAUGUUCUUGUUUAACAUAUUUAUGUAUUCUUUUUUCACCCAUUAGGAAAGACUAAUGCAAUGA
Lycium ferocissimum is the source of this 2390-nucleotide messenger RNA. RefSeq names its product pentatricopeptide repeat-containing protein At1g26460, mitochondrial. The record is from RefSeq and is a predicted model, not a curated record. Lineage: Eukaryota; Viridiplantae; Streptophyta; Magnoliopsida; Solanales; Solanaceae. The transcript has 6 exons. The coding region runs from base 174 to 2030 and encodes 618 amino acids. Gene Ontology annotation, molecular function: protein binding.